Molecule: messenger RNA, 405 nt
Organism: Arabidopsis thaliana (thale cress)
Lineage: Eukaryota; Viridiplantae; Streptophyta; Magnoliopsida; Brassicales; Brassicaceae
Exons: 4
Coding region: 1-405 (134 amino acids)
Source: RefSeq, marked reviewed
AUGGAGAGACAUGAUGUUUUGUCAAAAAAGGGUUUAGAAGAUUUCUACACGUGUCUUACAAGUGAACCAACAAUAACGUUUUGUAUUACUUAUCGAAUGAAUCAAAGUUUACUUCUGGUGGCUACUUGGCUGCAAAAUGAAAAUGAGGUUGAUGAUUUACCAAGAAAGGAUAACAGAUCAUGGAGCGAAAAAAGAAUCAAGGAUCAAAAGAUGAACAACAUGCAACUUCAAUUGUGUCAAACUGUCAAUCCGCCAGUAACCAACAAUAUAUUGACACUCACAUGUGACAUAUCAGAGCUCAUUAAUCUACACGACGAAGGCUUUAAUGGUUUUGAUCCAAGCAUGAGACCAAAACAUAUGAUUUUACUAACUCGACUUACUCCACAAGCCCUCUAUCAUCGCUAG